AUGAACUUCCUGAUGAGAGAUCCAGUCAUACAGGGAUCAAGUAUGGCAUAUCAUCCGUUUAUACCUCACCGGGGUCCGGAAUUUGCCAUGAGCGCAAUGCUGGGUCAUCAGCCGCCUUUCUUCCCGGCCUUGGCGCUCCCUCCCAGCGGCUCCCUGUCUCUACCGGGCGCUCUGGGGAAGCCGAUUAUGGACCAGCUGAUGGGAGCCGCAGACACCGGCCUUCAUUUUUCCUCGCUAGGGCACCAGGCUGCAGCCGCUCACCUGAGGCCGUUGAAGACUCUGGAGCCCGAGGAGGAAGUGGAGGACGACCCCAAAGUUCAUCUGGAAGCCAAGGAGCUCUGGGAACUUUUCCACAAAAAAGGAACGGAGAUGGUGAUCACUAAAUCUGGAAGGCGGAUGUUUCCCCCGUUCAAAGUGAGGUGCACAGGUCUGGACAAGAAGGCCAAAUAUAUCCUCCUGAUGGAUAUCGUCGCAGCAGACGAUUGCAGGUACAAGUUCCACAACUCCCGCUGGAUGGUGGCGGGGAAGGCCGACCCCGAGAUGCCAAAGAGGAUGUACAUCCACCCGGACAGCCCCGCCACGGGUGAACAGUGGAUGUCGAAAGUAGUCAACUUCCACAAGCUCAAGCUGACAAACAACAUCUCCGACAAGCAUGGAUUUGUAAGUUCAACUAAUACCAUUCUUAAUUCCAUGCACAAAUAUCAGCCUCGCUUUCACAUUGUAAGGGCCAAUGACAUCCUCAAGCUCCCGUACAGCACUUUCAGGACAUAUGUUUUCCCCGAAACAGACUUCAUAGCAGUGACUGCUUAUCAAAAUGACAAGAUAACCCAGCUAAAAAUCGACCAUAACCCAUUUGCUAAAGGAUUCCGUGACACUGGCAAUGGGAGGCGAGAAAAAAGGAAACAGCUGGCUCUGCAGUCCAUGCGAUCCUACGAGGACCAGCAGAAAAAGGAAAACGGCGCUUCGGACGACUCCUCUGGCGAGCAGGCUUCCUUUAAGUGCUUUGGGCAGGCCUCAUCCCCCGCCGUGUCCACAGUGGGCCCCCCACACCUGAAAGAUUUCUGCGACAGUGAGGAGGACAGUGACGACGAGAGCAAGGAUGGCAACCACAAAGAUGGUCCAGAUUCCAGUAAGAUCUCGACCACCACUGGGGAUGGAAAAGAUCACGAAGCAAGCCCAACUAAGGGACAUCCUUUCAAUAGCAGCGACUCCACAGCCAGGAGGACUGAGAAAAGCCAGGCAGACUCUCGACAGAGUCCAAUCACAGUCAUCUCCAGCACCACACGUUCUGCAGAAGAUCUGAAGAGCCCGAACCUGGACCAGUCCAAAACAGAUGAAUGUAGGUCAAUAAGCAAGGACAGCUUCAUGCCAUUGACUGUUCAAACUGACAGCGCGCACAUGAGCCACAACCACUUGCAUAACUUUGGAUUUCCGCCAGGCCUGACAGGACAGCAGUUUUUCAAUCAUCUGGGGAGUGCGCAUCCAUUUCUGUUGCACCCCAGUCAAUUUAACAUGGGGGGUGCAUUCUCAAAUAUGGCAGCUGGAAUGGGACCUUUACUAGCAGCGGUGUCUUCAGGAGGGGUGAGCACUAUGGACACGGCCAGCAUGACAUCACCUCCACAGAGCCUGACCGGGGCACCAGGCCUGCCCUUUCAUCUGCAGCAGCAUGUCUUGGCAUCCCAGGGCCUUGCUAUGUCACCUUUCGGAAGUUUGUUCCCCUAUCCGUACACCUACAUGGCAGCAGCGGCCGCGGCCUCCUCCGCCGCGUCCUCCUCGGUUCACCGACACCCGUUUCUUAACGCAGUGCGCCCCCGCCUCAGGUACAGUCCCUACUCGCUUCCCAUGACGGUUCCGGACAGCACGCUGCUCACCACCGCCGCGCCCCCCAUGCCUAGUGGCGGUGGAAGCGGGCCUGAGCUGAAAGCGGACGGGCUUAUCCCCAACAGCCUGGACUCCACCUCGGAGGUGACCAGCCACUCCUCUGGGAUCCCCUCCGCGUCCCCAAAGACCUGCGCGGAGAAGGACGUCGCCAACGAGCUGCAGAGCAUCCAGCGCCUGGUGAGCGGACUGGAGUCCAGUCAGGACAGGCCCAGGAGCGGAUCCCCUUAACCCACCAACACCCACAGUCCACCUGCUGCUCCAAAAGUGAACCUUCUAGACGGUGAUAAAAACUCCUGCAGGUUUUUAAUAGAAAAACAAAAAAAACCUUUUAAUUUCUGAAAUGCACUUUGUUUAUUACACAUCUAAAUGUAUAUUUUUAUCUCCUUCUUGGUUAUUUUCUCUUUUUAUUAAUUUAAACUACACUUAUGUUUCCGACUUUUUCCUGUUUUUUGAAUACCGAACAAGUAUUGAAACUGAAAACGCUGGCAUGGGUGUGAAUAAUACAGAUUACAGAGAAGUUGCUGCUGUGUCCUGUCUCCUGUAACUCUAAACGUAUGCACUCCGAAUUGACUUAUUCCGUUUGGACCUACCUUCUAUGUUUUUGAUUAUUCUACAAAAGAAUACUGCUGUAUUUUCUCGUACGCCAUGAAUUAAGCAAUUGUUGCAUGCCUUCGAAAAUUCAAAUCCGAUUUUCUUUUUUUUUGUUUGUUUGUUUUUUGUUUUUAUAAAUACUUUCCCUCACAUUUUUUUCCUUUUAAUUACAUUAAAAAUAAAAUCAAAUUAGUUUUUCCUAAAGUUUUGUUUUUGGAAAGGUCUACUGAAAGAAUGGUGCUCCGGGACAAAACUGAGGCGCAAGCAUGUGGAAUUAAGGGAAGCAGAAAUUUAAAGUAAAUAUUGAAAAAAAAAAAAAAAUGAAUGGUAGUAUUGAUCAUUGAUGUAAAUAGGGAUAUAUAAAAAUAUUUAUGUAAUUAUUUGAUAUUGUUAUUGCGUGUAAAUACAACGGAGUAGUUUGUUUCCAGGGAUCUGUUCUUAAUUUAUUGUUGAUAUACCUGUGUAAAGACGGUUUGUGGACUAUUACCCCAUCUGCAUUUAUAUUUCCCCUUAAAACACAGACUGCAAAUCCCCGAAAACAACGUUCACAAAGAGAGAAUUAUUCACAAUCAUGUGCCAUUGUAUUUUCACCUGUCCUUGUGAGUGAAGUGCUACUGUUUGAAACGAAUGAAACUGCGACAACGCACUGCACCAAUGGCUUGAAAAUAGAAAAUACAUUUUUUCCUCCUCUUUGUUCUUUUUAAGUGUUGUUGAAGUGUGACAAAAGUGAAUUUAUUUUUCUCCUGUUUUUUUUUUAAGUCUGAUCCUCUUUUCUUCUCAAAAAAAGUGCCGCAUAAUCGAAAAAUAUGAAGGUUUUUUCCUCUCUGUCUUUUUUUGUGUUACUUAAUUUGUCUGUGGGUUAUGUUGUAUUGGAGUUAUGUCUAGUUUACAUCAUCGACAUUGUGUUCUUGAAAGUUUCAAUAAAAAA
Molecule: messenger RNA, 3400 nt
Organism: Cyprinodon variegatus (sheepshead minnow)
Lineage: Eukaryota; Metazoa; Chordata; Actinopteri; Cyprinodontiformes; Cyprinodontidae
Gene: tbx3a
Product: T-box 3
Exons: 7
Coding region: 1-2109 (702 amino acids)
Biological process (GO): heart looping; regulation of transcription by RNA polymerase II; positive regulation of DNA-templated transcription
Cellular component (GO): nucleus
Molecular function (GO): RNA polymerase II cis-regulatory region sequence-specific DNA binding; DNA-binding transcription factor activity, RNA polymerase II-specific
Source: RefSeq, a predicted model, not a curated record